Charadrius vociferus (killdeer) is the source of this 4402-nucleotide messenger RNA. RefSeq names its product v-erb-b2 avian erythroblastic leukemia viral oncogene homolog 4 (gene ERBB4). NCBI's taxonomy places the organism in Eukaryota, Metazoa, Chordata, Aves, Charadriiformes, Charadriidae. Gene Ontology annotation, molecular function: ATP binding; epidermal growth factor receptor binding; transmembrane receptor protein tyrosine kinase activity. Bases 1 to 4026 code for a protein of 1341 amino acids. Gene Ontology annotation, biological process: positive regulation of cell population proliferation; positive regulation of kinase activity; cell surface receptor protein tyrosine kinase signaling pathway. The record is from RefSeq and is a predicted model, not a curated record. The transcript is spliced from 28 exons. Gene Ontology annotation, cellular component: signaling receptor complex; basal plasma membrane.
AUGGAGUGGAGCAAGCAAGAGGAAGGUAUUAAUGAAAUGGGGACCCCGGGAGCAGCCUCCUCGCAGAGGGCUUGCGUUGAGAAAAUUGCUUCUUGGCCUUUUCUUCUUAAUGAGGCUGUUAAUAACAUGCCUGUUGCUUUCUACCCGGUGACGAGGAGCAAGGUGCCUGUCAUUCAUCUGCCUUCCUUGGUGUUUGUUUAUGAAAAUAAAAUCAGGUGGGGAGGUCUUCAGGCAGAAGCGCUGUCAUCUUCUUGUGAGAGGCAGGAAUAUGAAGCUGCUUUUGUGUGUGCUGGCACCGAGAACAAGUUGAGCUCCCUCUCUGACCUGGAGCAGCAGUAUCGGGCCCUGCGCAAGUACUAUGAGAACUGCGAGGUAGUUAUGGGCAACCUGGAAAUCACGAGCAUUGAGCACAACCGAGACCUCUCCUUCUUACGGUCUAUCCGAGAAGUCACAGGCUAUGUUUUGGUGGCUUUGAAUCAGUUUGAAUACUUGCCGUUGGAGAACCUGCGCAUUGUUCGUGGGACCAAACUCUAUGAAGAGCGAUAUGCUUUGGCGAUAUUUCUUAACUACAGAAAGGAUGGUAACUUUGGACUCAGGGAACUUGGUUUGAAGAACUUGACAGAAAUACUGAAUGGAGGCGUGUAUGUUGGCCAGAACAAAUUUCUUUGCUUCGCAGACACCAUUCAUUGGCAGGAUAUCGUGCGUAACCCCUGGGCCUCCAACUUCACAUUGGUUCCAACAAAUGGCAGCUCAGGAUGUGGUCGAUGCCACAAGUCCUGCACAGGCCGAUGCUGGGGACCCACAGAGAAUCACUGCCAGACCUUAACGAAGACGGUGUGCGCAGAGCAGUGUGAUGGACGGUGUUACGGGCCCUACGUCAGCGACUGCUGCCACCGGGAAUGCGCUGGAGGCUGUUCAGGACCUAAAGACACUGAUUGCUUUGCCUGCAUGAAUUUCAAUGAUAGCGGUGCAUGUGUCACACAGUGCCCCCAGACUUUUGUAUACAAUCCUACCACCUUCCAGCUGGAGCAUAAUCACAAUGCCAAGUACACCUAUGGGGCUUUUUGUGUCAAAAAGUGUCCACAUAACUUUGUGGUAGAUUCCAGCUCUUGUGUCCGUGCAUGUCCAAGCUCCAAGAUGGAGGUCGAAGAAAAUGGUAUUAAGAUGUGCAAGCCCUGCACUGACAUUUGUCCUAAAGCAUGUGAUGGCAUUGGAACAGGGAGUUUAGUGUCAGCUCAGACGGUGGAUUCCAGCAACAUUGACAAGUUCAUAAACUGUACCAAGAUCAAUGGCAACCUUAUCUUCCUUGUUACUGGGAUUCAUGGGGACCCGUAUCACACAAUCGCCGCAAUCAAUCCAGAGAAAUUAAAUAUCUUCCAAACAGUGAGAGAGAUAACAGGAUAUUUGAACAUACAGUCAUGGCCUGAGAAUAUGACAGAUUUCAGGGUGUUUUCUAAUUUGGUUACUAUCGGUGGAAGAGCUCUCUAUAGCUUGAAGCAAAUCAGUGCUGGCAACAUCUACAUAACAGACAACAGCAAUUUGUGCUACUACCACACUGUUAACUGGACCAGCCUCUUCAGCACACCCAGUCAAAAGACGGUGAUUCAUCGAAAUAAAAAGGCAGAGAACUGCACUGCUGAUGGAAUGGUGUGUAACGAGUUAUGCUCAAGUGAUGGCUGUUGGGGGCCAGGGCCAGACCAGUGUCUCUCCUGCAAGCGCUUCAUCAGGGGAAGGACCUGCAUAGACUCUUGUAACCUGUAUGAUGGGGAAUUUCGAGAAUUUGCAAAUGGGUCUGUCUGUGUGGAGUGUGAUCCCCAGUGUGAAAAGAUGGAAGAAAAUAUGAUCACAUGCUAUGGGCCGGGACCUGACCACUGCACAAAGUGUUUCCAUUUUAAGGAUGGUCCAAAUUGUGUGGAAAAAUGUCCUGAUGGCUUACAGGGGGCCAACAGCUUCAUUUUCAAAUACGCCGACGAGGAUCGUGAGUGCCAUCCAUGUCAUCCAAACUGCACGCAAGGGUGCAUAGGGCCACGUAUUGAGGACUGCAUCGGCCUGAUGGAUAGAACCCCUCUGAUUGCUGCGGGAGUUAUUGGUGGCCUCUUCAUCAUCGUCAUUGUGGGCCUAACAUUUGCAGUGUAUGUUCGGCGCAAAAGUAUUAAAAAGAAGAGAGCAUUGCGAAGAUUCCUGGAAACUGAGCUUGUGGAACCCUUGACUCCAAGUGGCACUGCACCCAACCAAGCACAGCUUCGUAUCCUGAAGGAAACUGAGCUGAAAAGAGUCAAGGUUCUUGGUUCUGGAGCCUUUGGAACUGUAUACAAGGGCAUUUGGGUCCCCGAGGGAGAAACCGUGAAGAUUCCUGUGGCCAUUAAGAUCCUUAAUGAGACCACUGGUCCGAAAGCCAAUGUGGAGUUUAUGGAUGAGGCUCUCAUCAUGGCCAGCAUGGACCACCCGCACCUGGUGAGACUCCUGGGUGUCUGCUUGAGCCCGACUAUUCAGCUGGUCACUCAGCUGAUGCCUCAUGGCUGCCUGUUGGAUUAUGUUCAUGAACAUAAGGAUAAUAUUGGCUCCCAGCUUCUGCUAAACUGGUGUGUCCAAAUAGCUAAGGGAAUGAUGUACCUGGAAGAGAGGAGACUUGUCCACCGGGACUUGGCAGCCCGUAAUGUCUUGGUGAAAUCACCAAACCACGUGAAGAUCACUGACUUUGGAUUGGCCAGACUUUUGGAAGGGGAUGAGAAGGAGUAUAAUGCUGAUGGAGGGAAGAUGCCAAUUAAGUGGAUGGCUCUGGAGUGCAUACACUACAGGAAAUUUACCCAUCAGAGUGAUGUUUGGAGCUAUGGAGUCACUAUCUGGGAGCUUAUGACGUUUGGUGGGAAGCCGUAUGAUGGUAUCCCAACUCGAGAGAUCCCCGACCUCUUGGAGAAGGGAGAGCGGUUGCCCCAACCUCCAAUCUGCACUAUUGAUGUUUAUAUGGUGAUGGUGAAGUGCUGGAUGAUUGAUGCUGACAGUCGGCCUAAAUUCAAGGAGCUAGCUGCUGAAUUCUCUAGAAUGGCUCGAGACCCUCAGAGAUACCUAGUAAUUCAAGGAGAUGAUCGUAUGAAGCUCCCAAGCCCAAAUGACAGCAAGUUCUUCCAAAACCUUCUCGAUGAGGAAGAUCUGGAAGAUAUGAUGGAUGCUGAAGAGUAUCUUGUUCCUCAAGCCUUCAACAUCCCUCCUCCCAUCUACACCUCCAGGACAAGAAUUGAUUCCAACAGGAGUGAAAUUGGACACAGCCCUCCUCCUGCCUACACCCCUAUGUCAGGAAACCAGUUUGUGUACAGAGAUGGUGGCUAUGCUGCAGAAGUGCCAAUGCCGUACAGAGCUCCUGGCUGCAUAAUACCAGAAGCCCCAGUUGCUCAAGGGGCUACAGCAGAGAUCUUUGAAGAUACUUGCUGUAAUGGCACACUACGAAAACAAGUGACAACCCUGGCAAAAGAGGACAGCAGCACCCAGAGGUACAGCGCUGAUCCCACAGUCUUCAUACCUGAGCGGGUUGUCCGGGGAGAGCUGGAUGAGGAUGGGUACAUGACACCAAUGCGAGACAAACCUAAAACAGAUUACCUAAACCCGGUGGAAGAGAACCCAUUUGUCUCCCGACGAAAGAAUGGAGAUCUCCAAGCUGUGGACAACCCAGAGUAUCACAAUGCUCCGAACGGGCAGCCCAAAGCAGAGGAUGAGUACGUGAACGAGCCAUUGUACCUCAACACUUUUGCAAACACUUUGGAAAACGCUGAGUACCUGAAGAACAAUUUGCCGGAGAAAGCCAAGAAGGCCUUUGACAACCCAGACUACUGGAAUCACAGUCUGCCCCCACGAAGCACCCUCCAGCACCCGGACUACCUGCAAGAGUACAGCACAAAAUACUUUUACAAACAGAAUGGACGGAUCCGGCCCAUUGUGGCAGAGAAUCCUGAAUACCUCUCCGAGUUCUCCCUGAAGCCUGGCACUGUGCUGCCCCCGCCGCCCUACAGACACCGAAAUACAGUGGUGUAGUGACCGCGGUCUUAUGGAAGUGGAAAGGCAACCCCUUCUAGCUGCCUCACUCCUUCUCUCUUGCUCUCCUUUUCUCUCUCUCCCCUCUCUCCCUCCCUCCCUUCCUUUCUCCCACGAGCUUCCUCUUCUUGCCAGUUCACUCAUUUUUGAUAUUUCCAAGUGAAAGGAUGUCUUGGAGUCAUUUGCAGAUUGGGUUGGGAACCUGGAAGGAAGGAAGGAAAAAGACUGAAAGAAGGCACGUACAACCUGGCCUUUCUCACUUUCCGCAGAUCUAGAGGGUCGGACGGUCAGAGAAGCCAGACAGUACCAGUAAAAGCCAGUGGCAGUGUUGCCUGCUGUCGAGCUAGUUCUCAGUGAUUCAACCCACACACUGUAG